Molecule: messenger RNA, 3406 nt
Organism: Dermacentor silvarum
Lineage: Eukaryota; Metazoa; Arthropoda; Arachnida; Ixodida; Ixodidae
Product: basic proline-rich protein-like
Exons: 9
Coding region: 58-3354 (1098 amino acids)
Biological process (GO): proteolysis
Molecular function (GO): serine-type endopeptidase activity
Source: RefSeq, a predicted model, not a curated record
UGGCUGUCGGCGCUCAAUAUACACACCCCGCGGGAGCCCUCCUGGCCAUUUCUAACUAUGAAUAGCGUCAUCGGGUGGGCACUGGCACUGAUGUGCAUCGGCACCAUUAGCCUUCAUGUGGCUACAGCUGGCAGGCCUGGGACUCUAGGCAGAGUGCGGCCUACUGGAUUAGCUGGUCGGCGCUUCGCGCUUCAGGGACCUGAUGGUGUAGUUUACUCCUUCUCGCCGGAUGAUCUGGACGAGAGCACGUCGUCGGAAGAGAAAGGUAAACGUCCCCCAAACAGCCAUCAACGACCGAAGCAUCCGCACGGUGGGGGCAAGCACUCACACCAUUAUCCGCACCAUCACUCAUCACCGGAACAAACUAAACCUCUCGCUGAAAGCGAUAAUCCCCCGUACCAGUAUAGCAACACCGAUGAUCCUUCACAUGUCAAGCCUCUUGGCGGAGAGCCUGUUGAUACGCAACCAACUGGGGAAAAUCCACGCGGUAUACCGCCGGCUUACCUUCCACCCAGCAGGCCACCGGUUCCUGCAAAGUACCCCGAUUUGAUAGAAGCAGGGGCUCCCCCAAAGCAUAAGCACCACGAAAAAAUGACGGAUGUGCCGAACUCACCGCUUCCAGAAAAGUACCCAGAUUUACACGGAGGCGAUGGACCACUGAACAAUUUUUCACUGCCUCAAUAUAGUCCAGAUGCGACCAGGGAGGUGCUUCCUCCAAACAACAAGCACCCCGACAGACCACUGCAAUCUGUGCCAGCUUACCCAGUUGGCGAGGGUCCACUGCCGGCAAAGCCUCCCGUUGAGCUGUACGAUAAUCCUCUUCCCGCAGCCACAGAAAACAAACCUGACGUUGUGCCGCCGCCUCCUUUAGGUGAAUUGCCGCCGAAGGGAGAAGCGGAAGUAGUAAAUCCGGAAGUCAAGCCCGCACCGCCGUUGGGACAAAGCGUUCCUUCGGCGCCAGAAGAACAGCCUGCUUUGCCCCCCAAGGACAACGAGAGCGCCCCUCCCAUCGUAGCUGCUGGCCCUUUGGCACCUCCUUCCAUAGGAAAGGCGCCGCCUGACUGUCCUGUGUGCCAGUGCACGUGCCCGCAGCAGCCAUAUGCAGGCGGAUUCCCGGGUUUCCCCAACGCUGGAUAUCCAAACUUUGGUGGUGGCUUCGGUGGCUACCCUAACGGAUUCCCUCAGGGUUUCCCCGGUUAUCCUGGUGGAUUUCCUCAGGGUGGUCCUCAAGGACCUCACUAUGGUCCCCAAGGACCUCAGAGCCCAGGCUACCCUGUUCAAGGCAACACGCAGAUUCCUCAGCGCCCCAAUUAUCCUAAUGCGGAAGCACCUCAGGGUCCUGGAUAUCCGGGCUACACGCAUGGACCCAGCGGUUACCCUCAGGGAGUUAGCCCUGCAGGCAACCAAAGUCCAGGUUAUGAUCAAGGACCUCAUGGCUUCCCUCAAGGACCCAACAAUGGAUUGCCAGGCCAGCCGCAACUGCCAAACUAUACGCCUGGUGAAUCACAAGGAUCCCUUCCAUUGGAACCUCCUAAUGUUCUUAGACCGGGCAAACAAGAUGACGUGGGAUUAGAAAACGACAAACCAGGCCCGAAGCCGGACGCCAAGAGUCUUGAUGUAGAGUCGCCGCGCGAUGAAAGGGUUCCCGCGGAGUCACAAUAUGUUCCCCAAGUUGUGCGGCCGCCAAAGGUGGACUACCAGCAAUGCAGCGGCCCGUCAUGUCCUCACGUUCUCAAGGAAGGACCAGGUGGCUCGAAUGACGCUGAAUUGGUGCCACAUGAGAAGACGAAGGACGUCGACGACUGUCCCUGUCGUCAUCACAAAGAAAAGCCUGUAAUCUUUCUGCCACCUUCGAAGACAGAGUGCGCGGGCCCCGACUGCCUGCCAAGAGAUCCGGUCACCCCUCAGCCUUCGGAGCAAACACCGUACGCGCCGGAGGUUAAGCUACCUGAGAAACCACUCAACUCCUUUAUACCCUUGAUCCCUGAUAAUCCCAAGUACCCUGACGUCAUUCCUGAAAAUCCUCAAGGGCCAUCCUCUGGGCCUGAAAAGUUCCUGCCUGGAGGCUCAGCGUAUCCGGUGCCACCGACGGAUGGAAAAUCGCCGCCGGUAGCUGGGCGAGACGAGGCCACAUUGAAGCCUUUGCCGCCCGCUGCACCCAGCUACCCUGUUCUCUCACCUCAGGCAACUGAUCAACCUGCCUAUCCGGGGGAUAAACAAGUUCCACCUGCGCUGCCUUAUGGUCCCGCCGACUUGCCACUUCCAGGGGGUCCGGGCUACUCCUUGGACAAACCAUCCGCAGUUCCCCUCAAUGUCGAGCAACCAGACGCGCCUAUCGUGCCCGGAGGCUACCCCGUGGAUAUACCGCAACCUCAGCUGCCGUCUGCCGAACCGGAAGCACCUCCGGUUAUCACAGCUGGGGGUCCAGGCUACAUUGCAGACAAGCCAUCCGUGGUUCCUGUCAGUGAUGGGGCACCAGCUGCGCCUGUCGUGCCCGGAGGCUACCCCGUGGAUAUACCACCUUCUGCCGAACCGGAAGCACCUCCAGUUGUCGCAUCCGGCAAGCCUUUCACUCCGUCCUCUUGGCAAUACGCGCAAUGCGGCCUUCCCUCGAAGAGACCCUCGUCCCUUCGCGGAUCAUUCCCUUGGCAGGCAACUUUGGCGAAGAAAGUGGGGAGCUCCAAGCGCUACUUCUGCGCCGCCACCCUGGUCUCGCCCAAGCACAUCCUGGCACCUGGACACUGUGUAGUCAAGCUGGCGGGCACUCCGGACGCCCUAGUGGUGCAGCUGGGCAACCUGCUCAAGAACGGCGAGCGGAACACCUACGGCGUGCACGCGAUCACCAUGCACCCAUCGUACUCGAGCGACUCGCCGGCCGCCAAUCUGGCCAUUAUCACGCUGGACAGGGAGGCCACUCUGGACGAUGACGUGCACCCAAUCUGUCUGGCCGAGAACGACGCCACCUCACUCGACGAUUACGACUGUUUCGCUACCGGCUGGCCGAACAGCGCUCUGAAGGUGAACCGGUACGACACGCUGCGCAAGAUCCCGGUUCCGACUAUGCCCAAUGAUGUCUGCCAAGAAAAGGUCAAGUCCGAAUCCUCGCUGGGAUCCAGCUAUAACCUAGACAACCACUACGUCUGCUGCGCCAUGCCGCAAGGGGUCAUCUCAUUCCAGUCAUGCACCGGUGGAGGCCUGGCCUGCGUCCCCAAGAGCGGCACUGGCCGAUAUGUGUGUCCUGGCCUGGCAACCUUCAAGGAGGACGUGAGCAUGGGCCCCAGCAUCAGCGGCAUGUUUCUGCGCGUCGGUGACCACAUCCCCUGGAUACAGUCCGUGCUGUCCAAGGGAGACUGAGAAGCUGUGUACGCAGAAUGAGUAUCUUCUAAUAAACAGAAAUGCAGUGUCA